CUAUUGUCUCCCUUCCAAUUCGAUGCCUUUGUAGCGCUGCUGCCUCGCCGCGUCGUCGCGGGUCCCCGAUUUCCGCUUGCUGCUGCGCUUCCAACACCAUGGACGGCGGGGGAUCCGGCAAUGCCUCCGGCGGCAGCGGCGGCGCAUCGACGUGCUGCUACUACGCGCUCCUCGGCAUCCGCAAGAACGCCUCCGCCACCGACAUACGCGCCGCUUACCGGAGGCUCGCGAUGAAGUGGCACCCGGACCGGUGGGCCAGCGACCCCGGCGCGGCCGGCGAGGCCAAUCAGCGGUUCCAGCGGAUCCAGGAGGCAUACUCCGUUCUGUCGGACAAGGGGAAGAAGGCCAUGUACGACGCCGGGCUCUUCGACCCCCUCGACGACGACGACCAGGAUUUCUCCGACUUCAUGCAGGAGAUGCUGGUGAUGAUGGAUAGCGUGAAAAACGAGAAGCCGGACACGCUGGAGGACCUGCAGAAGAUGCUGGAGGACAUCGUGAAGGGCGACGGCGGGGGCGGGAGCGGCGCAGGCGGGCGGGCGCCGACGGACGGUGCUCGACGGACGCGCGUUGCGCCCUACCCGCAGCCGCAGCGUGCGCGCAGGUGACCGGCGAGCCCGUGUACGAGCGACGUACGCUUCCCUUUUGGCGAAAGGGACCGGACCCCAGCAACGGACGGGAGGCUCUGGAAAAGAAGAAUAAAAAGUUUCACCUUUCUUUUUAGUUUUAGGCCAUCUUCGGAUGGUAAUCUACGCAUCCUUUCAUGUAGCAGUGGUCGAUUGUGUAAGCUGGGGUUUGGGGUUGGGUGGUGGUGGUGGUGGAUACCGGCUGCGCCGCUGCAAUAACUUGCGGACGCGCGGCGGGGACUCUGAUUUUUUUUUAUCUCGGCGACAUUUCGAUUU
Zea mays is the source of this 899-nucleotide messenger RNA. Its product is annotated as Chaperone DnaJ-domain superfamily protein. The coding region runs from base 99 to 605 and encodes 168 amino acids. The transcript is spliced from 5 exons. The record is from RefSeq and is marked predicted. Lineage: Eukaryota; Viridiplantae; Streptophyta; Magnoliopsida; Poales; Poaceae.